AUGUUUGAUUUCGGUGGAGCUGGCGGUUGUAAUGGCGGGAAUUUCAUCCCUUCAGUUCAAUAUUUGCAAUCAAAGAACGGAACUCAAUUUCUUUGGCAAGAUUAUCCUCUAGGAUCUACGAAUGUUUGCCAAACCAAAGGCUCCGUUUCCCGACAAAUAAUCGGACCUACUCUUAGCUACGCGGAAGUGAAUUAUUAUGAUGAAGCUGCCCUGUUGCAAGCUGUUAGUCGAGGACCAGUUUUCGUGGGUAUUAAUGCAGCAGCACAAGGGUUUCAGUACUAUGCAAGUGGAGUUCUCAACUUGUCGGCAAACGACUGUAAUCCAUAUGCGUUAGAUCAUGCUGUGACACUUGUUGGCUAUGGUUAUGAUUCUACAACGCGAUUGAAUUAUUGGAAAGUGAAAAAUAGUUGGUCUACGACAUGGGGAGAAGGUGGCUAUGUUCGUAUUGCAAGAGGAACAAAUGUGUGCGGCAUUGCUACGAAUGCGUACGAAGGAACGCUUUGA
Molecule: messenger RNA, 504 nt
Organism: Didymodactylos carnosus
Lineage: Eukaryota; Metazoa; Rotifera; Eurotatoria; Philodinida; Philodinidae
Source: the annotation of a GenBank genome assembly